AUGAACAGAAUUCUAAAAUUCAAUUAUCACUCACUCAUUGCACCUAUUGUACACAUCCCUCGGGAAUUUAUAAUGGCUGAUCAAAUAUUAGUAAACUUAAUUGCAAAGAAAUCAGAAACAGCUCCCAAGUUUUCCGGCAAACUUGAUGAAGAUGUCGAUGUUUGGAUCCGAGACAUUGUAGCCGCGUUCGAUAUGGCACAAUUUGAGGAUCGUCAAAAGUUACAAGCUAUACCCGGUUUUGCAGCUGGUCAGGCGUUAGAAUGGUUUAUUGAAAAUACAGCUACAUUUAGUAACUGGUCUGUAUUUUUGCGAUUACUUCGCGCUGCUUAUUCUUCACCUGCUGCGAAACAACUUGCUUCCCAACAAUUGCGUCAGCGUAAACAACGAAAUGAUGAAUCCAUUAAUCAAUAUUUUACGGAUGUACUUCGUUUGUGUAAUCUCGUUGAUCCACAUAUGACUGAUACCUCAAAACUCGAUCAUUUACAGCACGGAUUGAAACACUCAUUAAUUAAAGAUGUUUUACGUCAUGCACCGACCACACCUGCUGAAUUCCUACACCAUGCACGCUCAGAAAAAAUGUUAGAACAGUUUGCCGCAAAUUCUCUUAGUAAUGAACCAUAUGAUCACAUACAAUCGACGUAUCGUGUUGACAAGCAAGUAACAUUCACACCUUCCUACAAUUCUCCAUCGAAUCGGUAUUCACCCGGUACUUCUACAAUUUCGUCACCGUCCCACCAACAAGAACCGUCCUAUGAUACUUCACCACGUGUCUCUCCUUAUUCAUCUCGCCGUUUACCGCUAUAUAUUCUAAUCCCAGUUUUUGUACUCACCAACAAGUUCUAUUCGUUGUUAUCGAUGUAA
Molecule: messenger RNA, 861 nt
Organism: Didymodactylos carnosus
Lineage: Eukaryota; Metazoa; Rotifera; Eurotatoria; Philodinida; Philodinidae
Source: the annotation of a GenBank genome assembly